CAGCCCUCAGCCCCGCGCCCGCCGCCGCCUCUUCAAUGGGCAACCUGCUCGGCGGGGUCAGCUUCCGCGAGCCCACCACCGUGGAGGACUGCGACUCCACCUGGCAGACGGACUCGGAGCCGGAGCCUGAGGAGCCGGGGCCGGGAGGAGGCGAGGGCCCGGGGCAGGAGCCCGCGCAGCCCCCGGAGCGAGCCGGCGGCCGGUCCCGCGCCAGCCCCGCGCCGGACGAAGACGCAGAGGCGGCGGGCGCCGAGCAGGGUCUUGAUUCUACUGAAGCAACUGCCAAACCAAAGAGAAGUUUUUAUGCUGCGAGGGAUUUGUACAAAUACCGGCACCAAUAUCCGCAGAACUUCAAAGAUAUUCGAUAUCAAAAUGACUUGAGCAAUCUUCGUUUUUAUAAGAAUAAAAUUCCAUUUAAGCCAGACGGUGUUUACAUUGAAGAAGUUCUAAAUAAAUGGAAAGGAGAUUAUGAAAAACUGGAGCACAACCAUACUUACAUUCAAUGGCUUUUUCCCCUGAGAGAACAAGGCUUGAAUUUUUAUGCUAAAGAACUAACUACAUAUGAAAUUGAGGAAUUCAAAAAAACAAAAGAAGCAAUUAGAAGAUUCCUUCUGGCUUAUAAAAUGAUGCUAGAAUUUUUUGGAAUAAAACUAAUUGAUAAGACUGGAAAUGUUGCUCGGGCGGUUAACUGGCAGGAAAGAUUUCAGCAUCUAAAUGAGUCUCAGCACAACUAUUUAAGAAUCACUCGCAUUCUUAAAAGCCUUGGUGAGCUUGGGUACGAAAGUUUUAAAUCUCCUCUUGUAAAAUUUAUUCUUCACGAGGCUCUUGUGGAAAAUACUAUUCCCAAUAUUAAGCAGAGUGCUCUGGAGUAUUUUGUUUAUACAAUUAGAGACAGAAGAGAAAGGAGGAAGCUCCUGAGGUUUGCCCAGAAACACUACACGCCUUCAGAGAAUUUUAUCUGGGGACCACCUAGAAAGGAACAAUCAGAAGGAAGCAAAACUCAGAAAAUGCCUGCUGCCCCUGCCCCCAGUCACAACAGUCAGACUUCUGUGCACAAAAAAUCCAAGGACUCCAAAAACUCCUCCUCAUCUGCUCAUUUAAAUAGCAAAGCAGUGGAUGAAAAAAAAGUAGCACCACAAGAACUUGGGGAAGAAACAGAUAGGCCCACCCCAGAGCCCAGCAAUGAAGCUACCAAGCCAAGAAACACAGACAAGGACAGUAACGUUGAAAACCCAAACCCACAACCUGAAAAAACAGCUACUAAUCCCACAGAAAAGAACGAGAGUGCAUCUCCUGAAGAAAAUGAAGAAGGUGAAAAUCAUAACAAAGACAAUGAGAAUCCCGGAAAUACAAGUUGUCAUGAUGAUAUACUAACACAGUGAAUUAUCAGAAAGCCUACAAAACAAUUUAGGUAAGGGAGGAAAAAACUAGUAUGGCAUUUUUCCUAAAGAACAGAGAUGAGUUCACAUUUCAAAUUUUAGCCAUCUGUUUGUGAUUUCUGUUGGAAGCAUUUUGUGGUUGUUUGUUUUUUUUUUUAAAUUUUGAACGAUAUUGAAUUGGAUAUUUAGUAAGUUUUAAGACAAGAUCCAAUAAAUGAAUACAUUCUGUAGUGCUUUUAGGAUGUGAGUUUUUAAAUUCUGUAUAGAAUUACUUUUAAAUUAGUUUCAAGGUAUCUAGAAAUAAUCAUGUAGUAUCUGAUAAAUCAAAUAGAGUCUUUGAAGAGAUUACAGUCUCCAUGAAGAAAAUCAAGGGGAUAAUUCCAUUGUAUUGUCAUUCCUGAUUUAUGGGCUAACUCUUUUAAGCUCUAAGCAAGUUUGGUUUUCCCAGAUGCUUUCAGAAAGUAAUCUGGGUUCUUUGAUUACAACACCUCCAGGUGUUUUACAUUCUGAUAAUGAGAUGGAUGCCCUCAUCUGCCAGUGUUACUAUCUUUUCCUUUUCCCCUCUUUCCAUGCCUACUCCUGAGCCACCAUCUCUGUCAGCCACCAUGUACAUUUCUAGUAUACAUUAGGAUAAUCACCUAGAGCAAAGCCUAAAUGAAACAGAGGGGGCUUUUAGUUGUAUGAGUUCAAGAAUUUACUUUGUUUAAAAGAAUAGAAAAGCUUUUUGUUAGUGCAUAAAAACACAUUUUGAUGCACAAGUCCAGGAAAAAAACUUUUCUCUCUGUGGCUGUACCCUAUCAAUUUAACGGUUGAUUUUGAUGCAAAUUACCAAAGAAUGAAAAACUAAGAAGGAAAUUACUCACUUUUAAGACAUGUUUCUUUAUUGUCAAAAAGGCAGUAGUUCCUUUAAACAUGAAUAUCUCAGUAUUAUGUGAGUUAUGAAAUUAAUAAUGUUUAAUCCACAGGGUAUCUUUAUCACACACACGUGCACACACAUAUAAAAGUUGUCAAAGUUGUCAAACUUUGAAAUUUGAGAACAGAUUUGAAAUUCCAUAUAUACUAAGCACUCAAUAUGUUAUAUAACAUUGGUUAAGGACAAUUUUACUUCCUAUAAUAUAUUACAAAUUGGAAACCUAAACACUGCAAUGAGAACUUUAAAGCAUUUAUACAAAUAUAGUUCAAGCAAUUAAUAGAUAAAGCAUUUUCAUUUUAUUUCAUUUAGAAAGGAAUUUAUUUUUUUGUGUCUCAGGCUCUCAGGAAAAGUUCUGUUCACUGUGUCCUCCCAGAGAAUGUUUACUAUGUCCUAUCCCAUAUCAUAUCGUGUCACCUUCUUUUACCUCCAUUGAGCCACGCUUUCAGCAGUGGAUUUCUGAAAAAUAGUUAAACCUAUUAAGGCAUAUGAUUUUAUUGCUUUGAAGUUUACAUGAAACCAUCCAAUCCCUAACUAAUUUUUCUGAGUCUUAAUAGAACUCUUGUUUCAUAUCACAUUGUAGGUACCACGUAGAACAUUUUUACAUUUUUAAUUUCCAUAAUGGACAACUUUUUUGCUUUUUGUUUUCUAAAGUGAGUAUGAGGGUUUGAGGAAACAAUCUGCUGUUGCACUUCAGUUUUAUUUUUUUAUGUACAAGAAAUACAUAGAUUCUCGUUCACGGUGCUUGUUGUUAACAGUAUCCCCAUAGAGCUCACUAAAUAUUCUUCAUAAGGUUUCGGGCAUGAGAAUAGGUUGUCAAACUAUGCUGAAUGGUAGGAAUAGGAUUAAUUUAAUUCAAAUUAUCUCACCAAUUCUGCAUACAUAGUAAUGCAUACAUGGUAACAGUAUGCUUCCUAAAUACAUACUCUUAAAAAUUAUGAUCGGAUAUUAAAAUAUUAAGUUAUCAGACAGUAAAAUAAAUUAGUAUAAUCUGAAUUACUUAGAAAUAGCAGUAUAUCAAAAUUCCAAGAAGUCAAAACAUUUUAUUAACGAUUUAACUUUUAGAAUAUUACUCAUACUUAGAGAUUUCAAUUACUAUGUCCCAUUUAGUAUGCAAAUAUUUAGUUUCAAGGGGAAAGCUGCCUGGCUUCCAUCUAACUUGGUGGCCUUUUUCACCAUGUUUUUUUUUUAUGAAUAUUCAUGUGUUACUGUGUUUCCUACAUUUAAUGUGGACAUAACUUAUGAGAGAGUUAUUCAAUGGAGAAUAAAUAAGGGGAUGUCAUUUCCUUUUGCAAAUAAAAAUUGAGUGUCUAUAAUUUUUAUUAUGAACACUUUUUACAUUUAAUAGUUUUUUUAAAUAAGAUCUAUAGAUAUGUAUUUAUGUGUGUCUUAGAUAAUGAAACGGCCUCUUGUGUCUUACUCGUAUGUUUUGUAUUUUUAAAAACUAAAAUAUGCUUGAAGCAGUUUACUGAGAAGCUGUUAUAAAAAAUUCAGUGAAGCAUGGCUAAAUAGCUAGAAAUAUUAUUGAAUCUUUGCAAAUAUAUAGUCCUUAUUGUACCACAGACUGCAAGGAUACUAAAUAUUGACUUGAUAAAAUAAAAUCUUGCAUUUCAUGGCAAAUAGAAGCUAUAUUGCUUGACUAGUGUAGUACAUUUCUAAUAUUUUGUGCUUUCAUAUAUCAAAGGAGAUAAAAUAUGUGAAAAUAUUUUGAAAUACUGUAAAAUGAUAUUUAAUUAUAAGCUAUAUUUCUGUAAGUAGAGAAAAAAGUUUAUAAAAUUAAGAAUAUGAUACCAUUGUACAUUUUCAUGCUCAAUCUCCUAAGAAACUCAGAAAAGAUCAUAAUAGAAGUGAAAGUGUAUUUGUUCUCACUAAAUCUAGUUGUCAAUUCAAAAAUUAUGUUAUCUAGUUUUAUUUUGAAUUUAGGUUUUGAGAUUGUUUUUUCCUAAAUUCAAAGAGGAAAUAGCAACUCAAUAGUUGCUAGAGAGGUUCUAAGAAUCUUGGCUCAGUAUUAAAAAUGUAAACAUAUGAAAAUGCCAUAACCCCUGCUGCAGUCAUAAUAUUUCAUAUUCUUUCAUAUGAAUUUAUCUAGUCUGCUUCUAGAGCUUGUAUACUUUAAUCUGAGUGAAAGUAUGAUCUAAUGAAAAGGGAAAAACAGUGUAGUAUUACACCUGGGUUAGUCUUUACAAAAUAGAUAAAUAUCCAUACCAGUGGUCAAAAUUUGGUUACCUGAUAGAUGGAGAAUAUACAGUUACUGUUUCAGUGUCAUUUCCCAAGUUUGUGGUUGAGUUAUGGUUGAGUUCUAUUGAGUAACUAAAUCUAGUUUUAAGCUAUAAUUGAGGCACUUCUAAAAUCUUUAUGAUCUACACAUCUUUGGAGUCUGGGUUAACUGGGGUCUCUUAUAGGAUUUUUGUUUUUUAAGAUUUCUGGUUUUUUCCCACCCAGAAAAUUCCCCUUUCUCAUUUGGAGUAUACAUUAGCUAUAAUAUAGACAGGAAUUAGAUGUGCUGCAGUCGCUUCAAGUGUAGUACAGUUGUGGAGAAAAGAGGUGUGGGUCAAUGAAGAUCUAGAAAAUUAGGAGAGUUUUGACUACUGGCUUCUUUGGACUUUGAAUUCUGUAUUGUUGAUUUCAGAAACAGAUUUGUAUGGGUGACCUGUAAAGGGACAGUGUGUACUACCCUGCCUCCUCCCCUGUUCCUGUGAUUCAACCCACUCAGCAGAUUGUGUUCCCAGGCUGUGUUUUUAGAAUUUCUUUACUUGUGAAAUUAAUACUAAUUAUAAAUAUGAAUGCCUGGAGGUAUCCAGAUGUGCCUUAAUGAAUGGAAACGGCUUUCAUUCAGAAGUUUACAUUUUUACUCCAUUGUAAAAUCUUGUCAUAAGGAGCUUUCCAAACCACAAAUACCAGUUGUUUUGAUGAGAUUUACUUUGGUGCUUUAUCAUUUUGAACAAAUUGCCAUUUGGGGCAGUAGCAUCAAUUCAUAAAGUAUACUCACCACAAUAUUCAACAUUGUGUUAUACUUGACCAGAAGGGUUUGGAGUAAGAAAGUUUAACCUAUAUUGUUGUUACACUUGUUUGUGCUUUUUCUUAGCUUCUCUAUAUGCUGUAAUUUUAAUUUUAAACAUUCCUUAGUUACUACAAGUAAUACUUGUCUGUGUUUUACUUCUUGUUCUUCGAUUUAGGUGGAUGUAAAAACUGGAAUCAUAUUAGAGAAAUAAUUGAAAGUUUAAUUCAACUGUUUGGGGGACUUUGACAUUAAUUUCAAAAACUUUUAUGCCAUAGUCUUUGGAAACAUUUAAAAAGCACGGUUCUUGCUUUUUUCUAUACUACAGAGAGUAUUAUUUGUCAUCUACUUUGUUCUUAUUCUGUUGUGAUUUGUUUCAGUUAUUUGUGGGAAAUAACUUCUUAAUAUGUUUGUUUUCUUGAAUUAAAGUUUUCAUGUGGAGAAUAUUAUGACGUGCUCUGUGUUAUGGCCUGAAUCCCUAAUGGAAGUAGAUUACAGAGAGGGGGAGAUAAGAGUCAGAGAGAGCAUACUGGCGAGGCAGAGCCAGCACUGAGCCGACCCUGCAUUGGCAUAGGUGGGUCCUCUGAGCCCCUCGAGUGACUGAGGGCACUAGGCCUGUCAUCUCUGACUUCUGGAGAACAUACGCCACCUUGGACUCCAUAUAAAAUUUUAAUGAACAUCAGUUUUUACAGACUAUCUACUGUAAUUUAUUUGCUGCCACUUUAUAGUUCCAAAAGUUGUGACUGAUUGGGCACCUGCUAGGUAAAUUAUAGCUGUAUCUUUAUAACUAUCUUGGGAAACAUUGAACUACUACUCCCCCCCAUACCCCACUUCUUUAAUCAAAGUGGUUUUGGGUUCUUUCAUUAGGAUAUAUAAAAACCUCAGAGAAUAAGCAUUAAUGUUCACAUAUGCUAAAAGACUUUUUCUAACAAAUAUGGAAAAUAUCGUAUUUUGAUCUUUUAAAUUAUAAAGGAGUUGGUAGAACAAUUUCCAUUAACUAGGGGCAUUGGUUAUCUAAUAAGCUUUGGUCCUAAGAAAUUCUGCACCCAAAGAUCAAAUGAGUGUUAUUUCAGGGUGAAAACAUUUAGUUUUAUGUAAAGGAAAAUAAUACCAACAAGAUUAGAAACAGUAAUAAGGAGCUACAGAAAUAAAGGCCUAAUUAGUGAUAAGUGUGUGCAGGUGUCAGAAUUAAUGGAAGUGAUGAAGGAUCCAGAAAAGCUGCCGAGCGGGGAUGUUUCAUGAAUCCAGGUCACAUUUGUGCCAGGAUGUCAGGAAUCUGUGUGGAAACAGAUCCCAUUAGUAUUCUUGUUUGAACCAGAAUUCUGUCUAGUCCAUUUGAAACCUUCCAGUAGAGUGAUAGAAGUAAUCAAGUGACUAGAUACCAAGUUUAAUUCCUCUGUCUAUGUGUACCAUCAGUGGGUGGUUUUACUAAUAAGUUAAGUUGAGGAACUGUCUUCAGUUAAGAGAAGGAGUCAGUGAUAGGUGUUUGUGAGUGAAGUGUCCAUCUCCCAUAUUGGCCAGAGAUGACAGCAUCUUUGUUGCGUGGUGUUCCAAUUGAGAGAAACAAAUGAGCGCCAACUGUUCGAUCCUUUGACAGACAUCUGUUUUCCUUUUUAAAGAAAGGGUUACUGUUCUAUCCUAAAAAAGAUAUCUGUUCUUCUUUAGUAUUAUCUAAGAAGAUAGAUGGCAGACUAAGUCCAGUUACUUUUUCAAUUUGGAAACUGAUGUGUCCUUUGUAAUUUGAAUAGUUUAGGAAAAUGGGUAUGAUUCUCACAAAGAGGUGUGUUUUACUUACCACGUGGGCUUGGACUCUAGUGGCCACCGGGUCUUCUCUGUGCUGUGUAUUCAGCUGCAAUUUGAAUUACAGGAUGCUGUGCAUGUUUGUUAGUACCAAUACCAUGUGUAUGUGGUAGAAGUUGUAACCAGUUUCUGGAUCUGUAUGGUACUAUGACAUACUUAUUUUAUAAUUCUGUAAUUGUAUGGCAGUGUUAUGCCAAAAAUGGAUAAAGAGCAAUAGUUUCUCUUGCUUACUGCUAUAUUUUAAAAUACUGGUUCUAAAAUAAUAUAUUUAGAGUUCCUUUAGAGUAAUUAUUUUUAAUAACUAUUGCCAAGUAUACAUCCUGUAAAGUAAUAAAAUCUACUUCAUGUUAAGUAACAUUUUAGCAUUGUGCUACAGUACAUUAUAAUGAUUUUGCAUGAUUAAAAUAUUUUUAAAGAUCUGGAAAAAAUG
Lepus europaeus (European hare) is the source of this 7517-nucleotide messenger RNA. RefSeq names its product opioid growth factor receptor like 1 (gene OGFRL1). Gene Ontology annotation, cellular component: membrane. The coding region runs from base 36 to 1382 and encodes 448 amino acids. The record is from RefSeq and is a predicted model, not a curated record. Gene Ontology annotation, molecular function: opioid growth factor receptor activity. Lineage: Eukaryota; Metazoa; Chordata; Mammalia; Lagomorpha; Leporidae. The transcript has 7 exons.